GUUCUGAAACUCGUCUUUGUAGCCAUUGAUAGUUAUACACUCCAGAUGUUUGAUUAUAUGUCUAACUAUACUUUGAAAUCAAAUAUUAAAAGACUGCAUGACAUAUGAAGGAAAAAGUUAGUUCAUUUUCGAUAAUUGGAUAAUAUCCAUUCUUCACGUUCUCAACAAGCGGAGGACAUACAAACUUGUCUUAUGAAUUAAGAAUUUUUUCUUGUUCUGGAGAUUACUUGGAUAAUUACUGUGGUGUCUGAUUAUUUUGUGGCAUGCUAUCAAGUUAUUGUUUUGGAUCAUGGGUUUUACAUAAUGGUUCUCUUACCAUGUAUAAGUUUGUUACACAUGAGUUAUAAAAUGGGUGUUUUAUAUGUGCGUCAUUUUGAUAUAAAUGCUUUUUUUUUAAUUUGUUUUAUGACUACGCUACGCAUAAUUCGAUUCGGUGUUACAAUCUUGUAAAAAUAUUUUGCAAUAAGCCUCAGCAUGGUCAUUGUAUAGAAAUCAAUGCAAAACAAUAAAAUCAUACACUCAUAUUUCAUGAGAUUAUCAGAUGUACAGCUUUGCAUUCAUAUUCAUUUUUCUACUGGUAUCUUAAAGAGAAGAUGACGUCGACAACAUCAUGCAAACACCAUAAGCUUGAAGUAUGAGGUGUCCAACGAAUGAUGAAACUUCAUUUCAAAUGCUUGGGUACCUAGGAACCAAUAAUAUGAAUUUAUAUGGAUUUGCCUAAUAAAUAUUUGGAAUGCAUGCGGUUCGCAAUUGCUCUAAGUUGUUUUCUAUUCCCUUCUUUCUUCCAUGCUUGUUUUGUUUUCAAUCACUUUCAAGAUGGCUUCAAGCGGGGAAGGGGAAGCGGCUGAAAUUGUUGCAUUUAUGAAGAUGGCAUUAAAACAGGCUAAGAUUGCAUUUGACAGCCUUGAAGUGCCUGUGGGCUGUGUGAUUGUUAUGGAUGGGAAGGUCAUAUCAUGCGGAAGAAAUCGGACUAAUGAAACAAGAAAUGCCACAAGACAUGCAGAAAUGGACGCUAUUGAUGUUCUACUUGAGCAGUGGAAAGAAAAGGAACUUACAAAGGCUGAAGUUGCUGAGCUGUUCUCAAAAUGCUAUCUUUAUGUUACAUGUGAACCAUGUAUAAUGUGUGCGGCUGCCUUGUCAUUUCUAGGUAUAAAAGAGGUCUACUAUGGCUGUGCCAACGAAAAAUUUGGAGGAUGUGGAUCAAUAUUAUCCUUGCAUACAAGUACAUCUGAGAUAUCAACAAGUGGUGGACAAGUUGAGAGGAAGAGUUACAAAUGCACCGGUGGGAUAAUGGCGGAAGAAGCAGUGUCUCUCUUUAGAAACUUCUAUGAGCUUGGAAACCCUAAUGUUUCUUUGUUGCAGCUCCAAAACCUCACAGACAGCUGGUUCAACAACCAUGAGGAAUAUAGACAUUUGUUUGAAGAAAAGGCAUGUUUUUUGCAUCUUGCACUUGUUAUUAGGAUGGAUAAUCUGUAACAACCUGUCCCACAUGGAUAGGUAAGUAGAUUUUUUUUUUAAUUUCUUUUAAGUUCAAAAUUAUAGGUUAUCAAAUAGCUUUCAGCAUGAUUUUAAGUUGAAUUCGAAAGUUAUUAGGUCAGCCUACUGCUUUGAGCUUGGGGGAUUGCAUAAUCACAUGCACGAUUAUAAUUUGCAAGAAUAAAAAAAAUAGCAAAUGUGGUAUUCAACAAUUAGAGAUUUUUAGGUGCCGUUUACCAAACGCUUACCAACAUGAGUCAAAGCCCUUAUUUACCUUAUCAGGUAACAUUCGCGGCCAUCAAAAUGGAUUGUUGGUAAGCGUCUUUUACUCAGUAAGCACUUAUUGGGUAAGAGUCUUCUCCUUCACUUACUGCAUAAGAUUUUUGGUCCUUACUAUGUCUUUUACUAGAAAAGUCUUGCUCACUCGCAAGGUAAAUGACACACAAUAGGCAUUUAUUGAGUUAGUAUUUUAUAACUCUGAACUUUACCAUGCUUAACUGUCUCCAUUGCUUGAAUUUGAGAAAAGCACCAAGUUGCUGCCACUUUC
Cynara cardunculus var. scolymus (artichoke) is the source of this 2023-nucleotide messenger RNA. Its product is annotated as tRNA-specific adenosine deaminase TAD2. The coding region runs from base 787 to 1476 and encodes 229 amino acids. The transcript has 7 exons. Gene Ontology annotation, molecular function: zinc ion binding; tRNA-specific adenosine-34 deaminase activity. Lineage: Eukaryota; Viridiplantae; Streptophyta; Magnoliopsida; Asterales; Asteraceae. Gene Ontology annotation, biological process: tRNA wobble adenosine to inosine editing. The record is from RefSeq and is a predicted model, not a curated record.